Messenger RNA from Engraulis encrasicolus (European anchovy), 3368 nucleotides. Its product is annotated as oocyte zinc finger protein XlCOF6-like. The record is from RefSeq and is a predicted model, not a curated record. The transcript has 3 exons. Lineage: Eukaryota; Metazoa; Chordata; Actinopteri; Clupeiformes; Engraulidae. The coding region runs from base 197 to 1807 and encodes 536 amino acids.
CCUUCCUCUCGUUCGAGGAAGUCAAAACAAAUAGCACAGAGCGACAAACACGUAUACUACCACCGUUGUUUGUGUUACAGAAAGCGCAUUCAAAGGAACAUCACUUUUCUAUUUCAGCCACAUUUUUUAAAAAAAACCCGACUGCUUUGGAUACACUGAAAAGGUGCCGUUUCAAGGUGUGUAGAACACAACUAAGAUGCCCUCUGCAGAAGUCAACUCUCCACUCCAGCUGAUGAGGAGCGUCAAAGAAGAGACAGAGGAGUUCAGCUUAGCUGACUCUCCAUCCCAGCUGAACAUAAAAGAAGAGAGAGAAGAGUUCCCUGGUUCUCAAGAACAGCUGGAGAUAAAAGAAGAGAGAGAAGAGUUCCCUGCGUCUCCAUCCCAGCUGAACAUAAAAGGAGAAGAGAGAGAAGAGUUCCCUGGUUCUCCAGAACAGCUGAACGUGAAAGAAGAAACAGAGCAGUUCCCUGGUUCUCCACCUCAGCUGAGGAGCGUAAAAGAGGACAGCGAGGAGACCCUGCGUUCUCUGUACAGUCUGAGGAGCGUAUCUGUAGUGCUGGUGGACUGCUGUAGACCACAAGGACGGCAGGAGAACAAUGAAGAGAACCACAGAGAUGCCGAGGCAACCAAGAGAUCUGGGCAUCAGUUACACUGUGGUUCCAGUGGAGAGGAGUUUCGUGGAAAAACACAUUCUGCUGCCCUGACUACAGAGAGGCCGUACGUCUGCAGUCAGUGUGGCAAGAGCUUUAAGAGAAAAGAUGAGCUCCAACGCCAUCAGCGUGUUCACACAGGGGAGAAACCAUUUUCAUGCACUGACUGUGGAAAGAGUUUCACACAGUAUUCUAGUCUCCAAACACAUCGCCGUAUUCACACUGGACAUAGGCCGUACGCUUGCAGUCAGUGUGGCAAGAGAUUUAAGGCAAAACAGGAGCUCCAAAUCCAUCAGCGUGUUCACACAGGGGAGAAACCAUUUUCAUGCACAGACUGUGGAAAGAGUUUCUCACAGUCUUCUAACCUCUACAGACAUCGUCGCUUUCACACUGGAGAGAGGCCGUUCCCUUGCAGUCAGUGUGACAAGAGCUUUAAGACAAAACAAAAACUCCAAAUCCACCUGCACAUUCACACAGGGGAGAAACCAUCGUCAUGCACCGACUCUGAAAAGAGUUUCUCAAGGUCUUCUGCACUUCACAUACAUUGUCGCAUUCACACUGUAGAGAAGCCGUAUGCUUGCAGUCAGUGUAGCAAGAGCUUUAAGACAAAGCAGGAGCUCCACAGCCACCAGCGUGUUCACACAGGGGAGAAACCAUUUCCAUGCAAAGAUGGUGGAAAGAGUUUCUCACACUCUUCUGGCUUUCACAAAUAUCGCUGCAUUCACACUGGACAGAUUUCGUACGCUUGCAGUCAGUGUGACAAGAAAUUUAAGACAAAAUCAGAGCUCCAAAUCCACCAGCGUGUUCACACAGGGGAGAAACCAUUUUCAUGCACAGACUGUGGAAAGAGUUUCUCACAUUCUUCUAGUCUCCACGUGCAUCGCCGUAUUCACACUGGACAGAGGCCGUACGCUUGCAGUCAGUGUGGCAAGAGCUUUAAGACAAAAUAUGAGCUCCAAAUCCACCAACGUGUUCAUACAGGGGAGAAACCAUUUUCAUGCACAGGCUGUGGAAAGAGUUUCUCGCGGUCUUCUAACCUCUACAGACAUCAUCGCAUUCACACUGGAGAGAGGCCGUAUGCUUGCAGUCAGUGUGACAAGAGUUUCUCAUGGUCUUAUUACCUUAAGAAACACUUGUUGUCACACUUGAGAGAGUAAAUCUUUGCACCAAUUAAGACUGCUCUCUGUAAGCCCCAACAUCAAACCCUGGUUAACCAGAGAUGUCCAGCAACUCCUCAAUAAGAAAAAGAAGCUUUUUAAGGAGGGCAACUUGACAGAGCUGAGGAGUGUACAGUGAGAACUCAAAAGCAGACUGAAGGAGGCCAAGGUGGCAUACAGGAAGAAAGUUGAAACAACUAGAAGCACUCAGAGAGCGCAGACCUCCGCCAAGGAAGCUGCGUGAUGGUACAUUUGACAAUCUUACACUAUGGCUAUGUCUCAACGCACUUUUGUCUGACAGUCAGUGCACAUGGUGCAUAGUGCUCAAAUUUUUCCAUGACACUAUGCACUAAAGACCUCAGUGCACUGUGCCCUCUCUGGAAGUGACGGUUGAGCAUGGCAUUAGCUUGCCAAAAUAUGAGUUGGCUACUGUUUACAAUGCACAGCAUCUGGUGCUUGUAUUUCCAUGUCCUUCACUCCAAAGGACAACAAUCACACAUACAAUACUUUGAUUAGCAUGAAAUCGAAUCGUGAAUCGAGUUUUUUUUAAUGAAAAAAAAAUCUAAAUUUUAUUUUUAGGGUGAAUAUCCCAGCCCUACGUUAUACAUUAAUGUUGUAUGUGGGCCAACUGGAAUACACAUUUGAAAUGAUCUGGUGGGCCGAAUGAAAUGACUUCGUGGGCCAAAUUUGGGGUGGGCUGAUGGUGAAGGUUACACAUGUCAAUUAUUCCAAGAGUGUGUAUGUACUGUAUGUGUGUGUAGGGACAUUCAAACGUAUCAGCAAUGCAGAUAUACACAGUAAUGGAACAGAGCUAUGCACAGCCAACUACAACAGUAAAAGCCUAAGCUAAGUAAAAACUAGAGAUGUACCAGAUCCUGAUUUUCAGGAUCCUACCGGAUACCGGAUCCACUGCUUAAGAUCCUGCCGGACCCUGUGAAAAACCCUAUUAUCCUGCCAGAUCCUGAACAGGAUCUUGGAUCCGGUGCAUCUCUAGUUUUAACAACAAAUGUAUUUUAAAGAAUAAAUGAAGACUUUUAACAAUAAAAGUACUUACAAGAACAAACAAUGGUGUUUUAAGCAACAUUGGUAUUUUUUCACAUUCUCCUCUUUCUGUAUUGUCUCUGGUGGUAGAGGUUUAUAUUGCUAUUGACUUUAAAAAAGAGCGUUUUGUAGGCUAUGUGUUAAUGUAUGGGCAUCAUAACAGCAUUAGAAUAACAAUAUAACAGCACAGCAGGACACAGUCAUGGUAGACUACAGGUCAUAUCAUAUAGAGGUUUAUAUUGUGAUUGUUUUCCAAGCCUGAGCCUUUUCAAUGCUAUGCCUUAUUGCAUUAGAAGCACCAUAACAGCAUGCACAGCAGGAUACAGACAUGAUGUCAGGCAUCACAGGGUUUUAUUGUUGUGAAUUUCUUUGAAGAAAUGACCAAGACAAGAAAUGCAGUGAACAAUUCUUUCUUUACUUAACUGUCAAAUCCCUAAGUGCGUUCCAAUAUGCAACCUUGCGUCCUCCACUUGUGCUUGUGGCCUCGUACCAGGAAGUAAUAUGUCACAACGACAUCACU